AUGGAUAGGAGAACACACGUUGUUUUUGCUCGUGUGUCUCUAGAGGAGAACACACGUAAAUUUGAUUUGGAAAGUGAAGAAUUAUUAUAUAGACCUCUCUCUUGGAGAAGAAGAACAAACUCCUUUCAGAUGGCCCGUACUAAGCAAACUGCCCGUAAGUCAACGGGAGGAAAGGCUCCUAGGAAGCAACUUGCAACCAAGGCUGCACGGAAAUCUGCCCCGACCACAGGUGGUGUGAAGAAGCCACAUCGAUAUCGUCCUGGUACUGUUGCUCUUCGUGAAAUUAGGAAAUAUCAGAAGAGUACCGAACUUCUGAUCAGGAAGCUCCCCUUCCAGAGGUUGGUUCGUGAAAUCGCACAGGACUUUAAGACUGAUCUGCGUUUCCAGAGCCACGCCGUGCUUGCAUUGCAAGAAGCGGCCGAGGCAUACCUUGUGGGUCUCUUUGAGGACACUAACCUGUGUGCCAUUCAUGCCAAGCGCGUAACAAUUAUGCCUAAGGACAUCCAGCUGGCAAGAAGGAUUCGUGGUGAACGUGCUUGA
Sphenostylis stenocarpa is the source of this 540-nucleotide messenger RNA. The record is from the annotation of a GenBank genome assembly. Lineage: Eukaryota; Viridiplantae; Streptophyta; Magnoliopsida; Fabales; Fabaceae.